Messenger RNA from Leptinotarsa decemlineata (Colorado potato beetle), 1155 nucleotides. RefSeq lists its product as uncharacterized. NCBI's taxonomy places the organism in Eukaryota, Metazoa, Arthropoda, Insecta, Coleoptera, Chrysomelidae. The record is from RefSeq and is a predicted model, not a curated record.
AUGGCGAUCUGGUAUCGACUGGGAUUAUGUUUUGUCACAGGACCUACAGAUUUCCUGGAAAAAUGGAUGAGAGAAAUCGAGAAAGUCUCUGAAAUACAAAUUUCCAAAUGUUACAGCUACCUUAUACUUUCAGCUAUAGCUACCGAACUUCACACAUUUUGUGACAGCAGUGAAAAGGCGUUUACUGCAGUAGUAUAUCUUCGAGUUGUUGGAGUUGAAGAAACCAAAGUUUGCCUUAUUUCGGCAAAAACUAGAGUCGCUCCGUUGAAAGAAUUAUCUAUACCCAGGUUGGAACUUCAGGCAGAGGUCAUGGCAAAUCGGCUUUCUCAGCUGAGGAGAAAAGAACUGGAAAUUCCUAUCAAUCGAACAUUUUUUUGGUCCGACUCAAGAUGCGUUUUGAACUGGAUAAGAGGUGAUGGAAAAAACUAUAAACCAUUUGUAUCCCAUCGAAUGGGAGAAAUACAAGAACGAACGGAAGUUAAAGAUUGGUACUGGGUUUCAACUGAAUAUAACAUUGCAGAUGAAGCAACAAGAUGGACGGUAGGAGAGAAAAUAAUUUCAGACCAAUGGUUUUCUGGGCCGCACUUUCUCAGACAGUCCGAGGAACUUUGGCCGUGCCAAAAAGACAUGAAAUAUUUGUGUGAAGUGGAUGUUGAAUUGAAACAAAAACAGUUUGGAACAUGUCUGCUCAUUACGAACCAUGAAAAUUGUUUACCACUUGUAAAAAGAUUCUCCAAGUGGAUACGAUUAAUUCGUUCUAUGGCUUGGUGCUUGAGAUAUAUUAACAUUCUCAAAAACAAAAAAUGGUUCAAACCCAAUUUGACAAAAGAAGAGAUAUCUAAUGCUGAGAAAAUUUGGGUACAGUGUGCACAACAAGAGAGUUUACCCUCAGAUAUAUGCUGCCUCAAGAAUGGAAAACAUUUGAGUGGAAGUAGUAAGCUUGCCAGUUUAUGUCCUGAACUAAAAGAUGGAAUUAUGGUUCUCUCUGGCCGAACAAAUCUGUCGAAAUGGUUGUCAAGAGAUGUUAGUCAACCAGCUAUAUUGAAUCCAAAUGCAGACAAUCUGAGGAGAGAAUGGAAAAUAUCUCGCAUGAUCAGAUUCUUUCUGGAAUCGCUGGACAAGAGAGUAUCUACCUACCUUAUCAAGGCGAAGUAA